AUGGUCGAUUCAUCACAAAUAGAUGCAUUUGAUGAUUGGGUUUUUGAUCUUAAUGAAACAGUUAAUUAUGAUGACAAUCAUCCGUCACCAGCUAUAUCAACAAAUGAAUCUUCUUUACCGAUAAUCCAAACAUCCUCGUUAGUAAAUAAAGAAGAAGAAAAUAACAUAAAGAAACGUAAAAAUGAACAAAAAACUGAUUUAAAUGAAAACAAAAAAACAAAACAGGCACCAUCAUAUAUGAGAAGAAACAUUCGACAGUUAUAUAAAAGUGAUCAAUUGCAAGUUGAUACACUAUCAGCACUGAAAGCUGAACAAGAUCGUCUUAAAAGAUUGGAAGAAAUUAAUAAACAAAAUCAAAUAUACAGUCCAAUGUAUAAUAAUGUGCCACCAAAUUAUUAUAAUCCAUUGAAAAAAUUAUUAAACGAACAGGAAUGUAUUAUUUUGGAUGGCGAUGAAAAUGAACAAAGAAGUUUAUCAGCGCUAACUACAAAUUCAGAUUCUUAUAUUGAUACAAGUAAAACAAGAGUCAAUAAUCGUGAUGAUGACGAUGAUGACGACGACGACGACGACGACGACGACGACUACGACAAUGAUGAUAGUAACGAUUCUGAUGUCCAAUCUAUUGAUGGUGAUACUGAAUUUGUGAAUGAUAAAUUAGCUAAAAGGUUGCAACGUUUACAUGUCGAUGAUCGUGUCAAUGUACCAAAUGAUGAUGGCAAUGUAUUAAUUAAUAUAAACCAUCCGAGUGAUGAUCCUGAUUUGUAUAUACCAAAACAUCUUUGUUCUAUUCUUAAACCUCAUCAAAUUGGUGGCGUACGUUUCAUGUAUGAUAAUAUCGUUGAAUCUCUUCAACAUUUUCAAGCAACACCCGGUCUUGGUUGUAUUCUUGCACAUUCGAUGGGUUGCGGGAAAACUGUACAAGUAAUUACAUUUAUUGAUAUUUUAUUACGCUACACAAAAGCGAAAUCAGUACUUAUUGUUGUACCAAUCAAUACAAUACAGAAUUGGGUUAGCGAAUUUAACCGCUGGUGUCCAUUGGAUGAUCCCAGUAUUGAAUAUAAACGUCCGUAUCAAUUGUAUAUAUUAAAUGAUGCAGCGAAAAAAUUUGCUCAACGUGCUAACAUUGUUCAAAGUUGGUCACGAACUGGUGGAACACUUCUUAUUGGUUACGAAAUGUUUCGUUUAUUGGUAACUAAGAAAAGUUUGAAAACAGGAACAUCUGUAAAAAGUAAUAAUUAUAAUAUUAAAGCAACGAAGAUAUGUAGUCCAUCGACGUCGUUUAUUGGCGAUCUUGAAGAUGAUGAUAAAAAUAUGGAAAUAAUUGAAGAUAUGAGAAAUACAUUGAUUAAUCCUGAUCUUAUAAUAUGUGAUGAAGGUCAUCGAAUAAAAAAUCAUCAAGCUAGUGUUGCAAUGGCAUUAAAAUCAAUAAAAACAAAGCGACGUAUUGUUCUUACCGGUUAUCCACUACAAAAUAAUCUCAUUGAAUAUUGGUGUAUGGUGGAUUUUGUUCGUCCAAAUUAUCUUGGUAGUAAACAAGAAUUUUGUAACAUGUUUGAACGUCCUAUUCUCAAUGGUCAAUGUAUUGACUCAACGACCGAAGAUGACAAAUUGAUGCGUGCUCGUUCUCAUGUUUUACAUAGUUUACUUGAAGGGUUUAUUCAAAGACGAGGACAUAGUGUACUUCAAACUACCUUACCACCGAAAACUGAAUAUGUUAUAUUGCUGAAGUUAUCAAGUGUUCAACAAAGCUUAUAUGUGAAAUUUCUUGAAGCUGUCGGUGCUCUAGCUAAUCCGACCGAACGAACAAUUAAUCCGUUAAGAGCAUUUGCUACUUGUUGCAAAAUUUGGAAUCAUCCUGAUGUUUUAUAUAAAUUUGUUCGAGAUCGUCAAGAUGGAUCUGAUCUUGAUCUAGAUUUAGAAAUCGAUCAAAAUUCUAAUUCAAUGAAUAGACCAUUAUCAACAAAAAUAAGAUCAAAUAAUCGUUUAACUUUGGAUAAUCGUGCAUCACCAGUUCCAUUGCUACCAACAACAACAAUGAAUAAUUCUUAUGAAGCUUCAACAACUAUGUAUCCAACGGACAGAAGAGAAUUUGACUACGACUUUGCUAAUUCAAUUUUAAAUUCUUACAAUUGUGGUCAAUUAUCAAGUGGCAUUAAAUUUGAAGUAGCCUUAACAAUUAUUGAUUUAUCUAUUAAAGUUGGCGAUAAAGUUCUUCUAUUUAGUCAAAGUUUAUUAUCACUUGAUAAAUUAGAAGAUUUUCUUAGUCACCGUAAAAUACCUAAUACAGAACAAAAAUGGCAGAAAAAUGUUAACUAUUAUCGACUUGAUGGUGCCACCAAUUCUCUUGAACGUGAAAAAUUAAUAAAUGCAUUCAAUGGUUUAAAUUCUAAUGUAAAAUUAUUUUUACUAUCGACUAGAGCCGGUUGUCUAGGAAUAAACUUAAUAAGUGCAAAUCGAGUCAUUGUCAUGGACGUAUCAUGGAAUCCGUGUCUCGAUGCUCAAGCUGUUUGUCGUGUGUAUCGUUAUGGGCAGCGAAAACAUUGUUAUAUAUAUCGAUUAAUAGCCGAUUUUACACUGGAAAAACGGAUUUAUGAUAGGCAAAUAGCAAAACAAGGAAUGUCUGAUCGUGUUGUUGAUGAAUUACAACCGCAAACUCAAUUUACUAAAAAUCAUGUUCAAAAUUUAAUUCAUUUUGCGACUGAAAAAGAAACAGCUGCACCAGAUUUGAUAACAAAAAUCGAUGAAAUAUCAGACGAUCCUAUUCUAUCGUCAAUAUGUAAACAAUAUACUCAAUCAAUAACAAAACUUCCGUUUACACACGAAUCUCUUCUAUUGGAUCAUAAAGAAAGUCAAUUGACAUCAGCUGAAAAACGUCGUGCACAAAAAGACUAUCAAUAUGAAAAACAACGAAGUGUCUAUUCGAAUAGAUCAAGAUAUAGUACACCACGAGCUUCAUCAUUUGUUAACAAUAAUCAGCGGUAUUUCAAUGACUAUAAACCACAUUCAUCUCCUUCGCCGUUUCCAACGGUCGAAUCUCGUUUUCCACUGUAUAAUAAUUUACAGACAACAGAUAGAAAACUAGAAGAAUUAAAACAAAAAGGAGUUUCAAUUCAACUGGUUGUACUUCAAAAUCCAUUAGAAGUUCAAAUGAGUGGACUCGAACGUUCUGUAAUUCCAGCUGGUAUUCGAAUUCAUCUUAUUAAAUCACCUAGCGGAGCCUAUAUAAGAACGCCAGAUGGAAGGUUUUUUUCCAUACGUCAAUCAAUAUCAACAGCAAUCACUAACCCCAAACCAUUACAAAUAGCCACUCAAUCAUUACUAACUCCACCGCCACCGCCACCAUCAUCAUAUGAUUUUCUGAACCAGUUAAUAUCGAAUACUCCACUUCUGCCACCUUCUGACAUAUCUUCUAUGCCAGUAGGAAACGAUUUAAAUGAUGAAAUUGAUGAUUUACUGGAUGAUAAAACGUUCACGUUACCUUCAUCUUCAUCGACCAGUGAAAAUUUAAAUCCUUGGAAUAUUAAUUAUUUUCAACAGAAUAAUUUUGAUUUAAAUCUUUUCCCAAGUCAAUCGAAUAGUUCAGUAUCAUCAAAUAAUAAUAACAGUACAAAUGAUUUUACUUCGAAUCUUUUAACGUUUAUAUGA
This is a messenger RNA of Rotaria socialis, 3645 nucleotides long. NCBI's taxonomy places the organism in Eukaryota, Metazoa, Rotifera, Eurotatoria, Philodinida, Philodinidae. The record is from the annotation of a GenBank genome assembly.